Molecule: messenger RNA, 1153 nt
Organism: Hordeum vulgare subsp. vulgare (domesticated barley)
Lineage: Eukaryota; Viridiplantae; Streptophyta; Magnoliopsida; Poales; Poaceae
Exons: 2
Coding region: 7-798 (263 amino acids)
Source: RefSeq, a predicted model, not a curated record
CGUUACAUGUCCGCCAUGAGGGACGAGGCGGAGGAGGACAAAAGAGGGCAGCUUCCACAAGAUCUUGAGAUGUGUGAAGGCUGCAGACAACGCAUCAGCUUAUUAGCCAAGCAGCGCCCCCACCACCAUCCUCCUUCAUUCCUCUUCCCAGACCUGCCACAGGAUUAUUUGCCAAGCACGAACGAUCGGAAUCGAUCUCAUGCCGCAGCUGCUCCACCCAUCCAUCUGAGAUCGAUCGAUCCCCGGGGCUGUAUAGUUUCCAUGGGGAGCGACGGCAAGCCUGGUCCGGGUUCCGCCGCCGAGGCCCCCGUCUGCUGCAUGUGCGGCGACCACGGCCUCCUGCCGGAGCUGUUCCGCUGCGCCGCCUGCUCCCUCCGCUCCCAGCACACGUACUGCACGGAUAGGUACCCCAAGGCGGAGGCGUACGGCACGUGCAACUGGUGCCUGAGAGCAGGCCAAGAAAACGGCGGCGCCGCCACUCCUAGCCCGGCGAGAUCAACCUUCAAAGCGCCCGCGAGGCCGCCACCGGCCGCUCACUGCGGCGAUGUCCCGGCUUGCAGCAGUGUCAGCAGAUCGUUGCCGGGGAAGGUUGCGGCUCGCGGCGACUUCACCGGGGAGCUGAACAAGCCUAUCAAGAAGCAGCAACAGCGGCGGCGGCUCCUGCUGCAGCGUUCGGCGUCUGACCUGAGCAGCGGCGUCCGUGCCAUCCGCGGCGCCGGCCCGCCCUCUCCUGGCGUUGGCCGGGGAAGACCGAGGGUGCGGAGGUACAAGCUCUUGGAAGAGGUCAUCAGUAGCUAGCUGAGCGAGAGCGACGUGCAUGCGUACAUGGUUUAGCUUUUGUUUUUGUGGAUGACGCGUGCGUAUUUAAGCAUGCAAGUAUACAUGUAUGUACACGUAGACACAAGCAAGUGCGGCGCUGGGGUUCUAGCUGUCCUGUAUGUGAUGAUGAGUUCUGAUUCCUCUACUUGUUAACACGACGAGUUGCUAAUAUAACAUGCAGCUCGAUUAUUCGCUUGAUUGCGGGUUUAGACUUUAGAGAGAACCUCCUAAUGUAAAGGGAACGGCUUAUUAUGAGUAUGUGUGCAUGCAUGCAUGCAAAGGGCAGCAUUCUAAGCCUCUUUGAUUCAAAAUGAUUCAGAAGAAGUUCACGAAA